This is a messenger RNA of Penaeus monodon (black tiger shrimp), 402 nucleotides long. RefSeq lists its product as uncharacterized. Lineage: Eukaryota; Metazoa; Arthropoda; Malacostraca; Decapoda; Penaeidae. The transcript has 2 exons. The record is from RefSeq and is a predicted model, not a curated record. Bases 1 to 402 code for a protein of 133 amino acids.
AUGGGAAAAGGGACUAAACGGACUGUGGCAACUACGGAGGUAUUACAUUGCUCUCAUCUGCUCUUGGUGCAAGUGCGCGACCACCUUUUACGAGCACAGAGACCUGAGCAGUCUGGUUUUACACCCAAGAAGUCAACUGUAGACCGUGUCUUAGCACUUCGUGUCCUGUGGAACGCCGACUUGAAUUUCAACAAGGAAAGUCUCUGGAGCCUACUGGAUCUCCGUGGGAUCCUCCCUAGGAUUGUUGGUUUGCAGUCUGGCCUGUAUACAGAUACUAAGAGCGCUGUCAAGUGUAUGGGGGGCAUCUCUGACUUUUUCCCGGUGUCUGCCGGGAUGUGUCCUGGCCCCAACCCUUUUCAAUACUUGUGUGGACUGGACACUUGGCCGUGCCUUGGACAGUAG